AUUAGAAUCCAAAGACCUAUGCGGUUCGAUUUAGAGCCCGGUUCCAUGGACCGGUUCUGGACGGUGUAACUGGUUUUCACGCUACUCACGCCCGCUCUAGAGGUUAGCGGUUCGAACGCCACAAUUUUUUUUUGUCUGUAUUACUAGAAAAAUCAGCUGCAAAACAGGGCACGGUUUCUUAACAGAACAGAAAAUCCAGAAGGUUCUUCUUGGUCGGCCAGCGAUUGCAGCGUUUAGACGUAUUCUGAUGCAGACAAUUUGCCCGAUAAAGCUUGAAAAUUUGAGGAUUUUGUUUUUUGAUUUCUCGGUUUUUUGGUUUCCUAUCUACGGAUCUGAUAAGCUAUAGUAUUGUUUAGAUUGAGAAAAGAGAGAUGGAUUGGGGAACUGUAACAGCAGAAGAUCUAAUCGGUGCUUUGAGGGAAGUAGAUUGGUCUAUGCCUCCUCGUUCUGUCAAUGAAUUCUUCUCCAAAUUUACCAUCCCUAGAUCCUAUCUCAAGUGGAACAGCCGCCUCAAGUGCAAUCUCUACUACUACAGGACCAACUACUUCAUUUUGAUAGUGUUUGUUCUUGGGGUUGCAUGUCUCACAAGGCCGAUGGCUAUUCUUGCUGCUGUUUUGACAGCUUUAAGCAUUGCGUUUCUUAAUGAUAGUUUUGCGGCUACUUUCAGUGAAAAGGUAACAAGAACAGUAAGAAAGUUCUCUCCACACUUGGCAGCAAAGAUGAGGCCUCCUCACAUGCCUGUUAUUCGUGGCCGUCCUUCAUCCAAAAAAUCAGUAUACAUCUGUGGCAAACCUCGUGGGGUGUUUGUGUUCUUAUUCUCAGCUGUCAGUUUUAUUCUGUGGUUCACUUCUGGCACUCUGAUGUUUGUUUUAUGGGCAUUUGGCAUCAGCCUCCUUGUUACUGUUCUUCAUGCAAGUGUCAGAACGCCUAAUCUGAAGGCACGCCUCAACACAUUCCGGGAAGAAUUUCGUGCUGUGUGGCGUAAUUAUAGCGAGCUUUGACUGGUUAUAAAGUUAAAAGGUACCACUGUAUUAGGAUGUGUGCAGUCGUGAUUCGCACCUUGAAUUUCAGUUAUGCUGCAAGUAUUCUUUGUAAAUAUAAACAAAUUGUUAACUCUUUUGAACGGAGAUGAUUAAAAAAAUUCUAUAUUUCUGCUUGGCA
This is a messenger RNA of Hevea brasiliensis (rubber tree), 1161 nucleotides long. Its product is annotated as PRA1 family protein A3. NCBI's taxonomy places the organism in Eukaryota, Viridiplantae, Streptophyta, Magnoliopsida, Malpighiales, Euphorbiaceae. The record is from RefSeq and is a predicted model, not a curated record. The transcript is spliced from 7 exons. Gene Ontology annotation, cellular component: membrane. The coding region runs from base 372 to 1001 and encodes 209 amino acids.